Messenger RNA from Caenorhabditis elegans, 2258 nucleotides. It is a transcript of the gene pqn-26, whose product is annotated as Glutaredoxin domain-containing protein. Bases 8 to 2002 code for a protein of 664 amino acids. The transcript has 10 exons. The record is from RefSeq and is marked reviewed. Lineage: Eukaryota; Metazoa; Nematoda; Chromadorea; Rhabditida; Rhabditidae.
UUUUAGAAUGGCGCACCGUCAACGACGCCUUCUCCUUGUUACAUCCAUACUUCUCCACGUGGCAUCUACAUUGGCUAAUAUCUAUGGAACUGCUGAAAUACAACAACAGCAGUAUCAACAGCAACAACAACCACAAUAUUCUCAGAGUUAUGGUGAAUCUCCAUCAUCCUUCCCAACUUCGUUUACAUAUACUCAACCGGAAACACAAUCAUACCAACCUUCACAACAAUCAUCAGCAUCAUCAUCAAAUCUUCAAUUCCAUAGUUAUAACUCUCAGCCUGGUAUUCAAUAUGGUUCUCAAGAUUCAUUUUAUCCAAAUCAAGCUGCUCUGACUGCGGCUGCCACAUCAUUUGCAACAAGUGCUGCUCAGCAGUACGCUCAAACAUAUUCUCAGCAGCAGCAGCAACAACAAGUACAGGCUCCUGCACAAAUUGAUCAAGCUAACUUGGCAAAAUAUUCACAGUAUCUGGAUAUUCUUCAAAAAGCAUACGGAAUUCAAUUACCCGGAGAAAUGUCAAUGCAACCAAAUACUGCAGCCACAAAUGCUGGAGGAUAUCAAACUUCUCAACAACAACAGGUAGCCAACCAAGUACCACAAACGUAUGGGCAAUCCCAACAACCUCCACCUACUCAAACAUAUUCUGGAUACCCACAAAAUGUUGCUCAACCACAGCCUCAAGUGAAUACACAAUCUCAAGCUGAAAUUACCUAUCAACAACAAUUGGCGGCUUAUCAACAACAGCAACAGCAAAUUGCUCAGCAGCAACAGCUGCAGCAACAACAACAAUUGGCAGCUGAGCAGCAAAAGCAACAACAGCAACAACAACAGAUUGCCCAACAGCAACAACUCGCCGAACAAAUCGCAGCUCAACAGGCUCAGCAACGUGAAGCUGCUCGAUUGGCUCAACAACAAGCUCAACAAGCUCAACAAGCCCAGCAACUGCAACAACAGAUUCGCCAACAACAACUUCAGCAACAACAGCAGCAACAACAACAGAACCAAUAUGGAGGAAUGCAACCAAAUCCAUAUGUUCAACCACAGGCCCCAGUUCAACAACAAAUUGCUCAACCGCCACCUCAACAACCAGCUCCUCAACAACCAAUGAACUUCCUCCCAGCUCCACAGGCUCCAAUUAUACAGGCUCCUGCUCCACAGGCUCCUGCUCCAAUGCAACCACAACAACCACCAAAACAAUAUGUAACUCAACCUCCAACAUAUAAAAACAACUAUCAAACUGCUGCACUUGGUCAAGUGAAUACCUACUCUGGACAGUCAAAACCACAAGUAUACACAUAUCCAGGACCAUCACAAGUUCAAAUUCCAACUCAUUCAACAUCUUAUGGUAAUCAUGAGGAUAGUGUUAUUGAAGAAGAACCACAUGGAUCAGUUAUAUCUCAACAACAAGUGGUCCCACCACGACCAGUUCAACCUGUUCCACCAAUGUCUGUUGCUACAGUAACACGUGGUCCACCACCACCAACUCGUCCAGCUUCAGUAAUUGCUCCAAGCUCAUCGGUUGUACCAAAGUCUCAACCGAGACCAUCACCAACUACUCGGCCACCAACUCGUGCUACAAUUCGUCCAACACCUCAAAACAAGGCAGUUACCAGUCGUCCUGCACCUGCCACGUCAUCAGUGGUCACUCCAUCUCCAAGUCAAUCUUUAACUCAGCAGAUUCGGAAAUUGCCAGCAGUUUUGUACAUUGACUCUAAGAACGAGAGCACAAAGAAAACUGAAACAUUAUUGAGAGAUACAUAUGGAUUACCAUUAGUCACAUUCUACGUGGAUAAGACAGACAAACCAGCUGCAAUUCAACGUCAACUUCAACAAUUAACUGCUCACAAGGGACUUCCGUAUCUUUUUAUCUGCGGAACUUUCAUUGGAAGUGAAUCUCACAUUGAAAAUUAUCAUACGAAUGGCCAAAUCCCUCAACUCGUGGAAUAUGUUUGUGGAGACGAGAAAAAGAAAAAGAAUAAGUCUAAAAAGACAGCUUCAUCUUAAAUUUUUUUAAUAACUUUUCUAUAUCAUAACGAUUAUCUCAUUCGGUUCUUUUUAGUAUUAUAUUUAUCCUUCCAAAAAAUUCUAUAAUUUAUUUAUUAUACUAUCCUUAUUUCAUUAAUUCUUUCUUUGUGUGUCUUUCACUUUCGAAGUUUCGAAAACCCCGCUUAGCCUUACAUUGCCGCUUUCGAAUUAUUAUUAUUAUUUAUUGUAAGUGCCUCGAUCGAAUCGAAUCGAAAUAAAUCUUGUUUAAAAUUAU